This is a messenger RNA of Xenopus laevis (African clawed frog), 4820 nucleotides long. It is a transcript of the gene mras.S, whose product is annotated as muscle RAS oncogene homolog S homeolog. Gene Ontology annotation, biological process: signal transduction. The record is from RefSeq and is a predicted model, not a curated record. Lineage: Eukaryota; Metazoa; Chordata; Amphibia; Anura; Pipidae. Gene Ontology annotation, molecular function: GTPase activity; GTP binding. Gene Ontology annotation, cellular component: plasma membrane; membrane. The coding region runs from base 253 to 879 and encodes 208 amino acids. The transcript is spliced from 6 exons.
GUGGACAUAGGGGUUCAUUUCGGUGGGUAUUUUUAAGAGGUACGGCCGAGAAAUGCAGCAGGGAGGAAAAGGCUCCCCCGCGAGUGAUCUAUUUUUAGCAGCAGCUGUUGCAAUAUAAAGAAUGGGAAGAGGACGAGAGGCGGCAUUGCUCUGUGGAGGUUUUUGCUUUGCAGUUCACCGAGUGCCUGAAAUGCGACAGUUCCCUGCCUAGUCCGGCUCCGAGGCUCCUGCUCAGGUACAGAAGGGGACAUUAUGGCGACCAGUGCUGUUCUGAGUGACAACCUCCCAACUUACAAACUGGUAGUGGUGGGAGAUGGGGGUGUGGGGAAGAGCGCUCUCACCAUCCAGUUUUUCCAGAAGAUUUUUGUGCCUGAUUAUGACCCAACCAUAGAAGAUUCCUACUUAAAGCACACAGAAAUAGAUGGACAAUGGGCUAUACUGGAUGUGCUGGAUACGGCAGGCCAGGAGGAAUUCAGCGCCAUGAGGGAGCAGUACAUGAGGACGGGGGAUGGCUUCCUAAUCGUUUACUCCGUGACGGACAAAGCCAGCUUCGAGCAUGUGGACCGAUUUCACCAGCUUAUCCUCAGGGUGAAAGACAGAGAAUCGUUCCCUAUGAUACUGGUGGCAAAUAAGGUGGAUCUGAUUCAUUUAAGGAAAGUCUCAAGUGAACAAGGAAAGGAGAUGGCUACAAAACACAAUAUUACUUACAUUGAGACAAGUGCCAAGGAUCCACCUCAAAAUGUGGACAAGGCCUUCUAUGAAUUAGUAAGAGUCAUUCGGCAGCAAGUCCCAGACAAAAGCCAAAAGAGAAAGAGAAACACCAAGUGGAGAGCCGACAGAGGGACCGGGGUUCACAGGUUGCAGUGUGUCGUAUUGUGACCUCAGCACUGACUAAUGCAAACUAGUGACAUUGUGCACUGUAUCAGAACUGUAUCACAGGCCAGGCACUGAAGCGGCAAUACUUGAAGUGAGGCCAAGCUGCAGAGAUCUGUGUGGGUCACCAAGCCAGUUCCAAGAAAGUGGGCACAACCCUUCCAAACCUCAGGAUUUCCCACAUGGCGACAGCAUUCCCAAUUCAGGAGCUCACUGCCCGCACAUUGAUACUUUCCUGAGAUACGGAAGUGUCACUUCUUCUUUCAUUUAUAUAUGGGUGGCUUUAUCGACUGGGGUUGUGUCUCUUUCUUGUGCGUAGAACAAAUCAACGUUAUGUUUUUCACUAUGGAAAAGCUGAUGAAAUUGGGCUGGUUUUUCGAGGUGACGAAUACAUUUUCAAUGUUAUUAAGCCAAGAGCAGAACCAUGAACCAGUCCUAAACUGGAGCAAGAGCAGCUUCUCAAUGAAACUUCUAUCUCCAAUAUUAUUAGACUGAGAGCACCAAUUAUAUGCUGGAGAUUGUAUGCUGUAACUUCUAUAUUUCUCCAACAUUAUCUGGGAGAGUAGAACCCAUUAACCAGUCCUUCACUGCAAAGAAAGAAUUACAUCUUCUAAUUCUCAUGCACUGCCAACAACAAACCUGUAACCAAGUCUCAGUGGAAGAUAUCAGCUUUCCAGAUAAGGGAUUUUUUGGAUCCAGCUGUUCCCUCUCAGGGAUUUCAAUGCCACUUUUUGUAAAUCCUGCAAAAAAAAGACAAAACAAACAAAAGUCAUGUAUGGGUCCACAUCUAUAAGACAUUUGCUACAUGGUUCUCUGACUGUUGAGCUCCUGUAGGUGUACUUGCACUUUUCUUUACUCUGUGAAAUGAGUGGUUUAUUAAUAUGAGAUGCAGAGUAACUGCACUGAAACAUUAGCGGUACCAUUCCCUCAGCCAAUGAACUGCAGGACACAUAACCCUUUUUCUUACUCGGCAAAUGAUUGGAUUCUACCCCCAGACAUAUUUGUACUGGGCCCAGAGAUUGCAAGAACCACUGCCUUUAACAAUAUUAUAAUAUAUAUAGCUAGUUCUUGUGAAAGUAAAGGUUUACUGGUGUGCUGAUGGUGCCCUAUUCCGGGUUACCAGACUAAUUCCCUUUUGGUAAUAUCUUUUGGAGCUGAGACAUCCUGCCAGUUAGCACAUAUGGAGUCUUGCAGGUUACUUAUCUGUUUUAAAGGGAUUUUGUCAUCAUAAACUUCCCCUUUUAAGAAGCUUUUUUCAUGAAUUUAUAUAUACUUAAAAAGUUCUGUAUGAUUCUCUGACCCAGUAUGUAUGAACACUUCCAUGUAUUUUUAAAUUGCCAUGGUUUCGUUUACUCUGCCUUUGAUUGUGUUAUCUUUAUCACUCGUCAAGAUAAUUUUAUGAAGGCCCAUGUCACAUCGAGAUACAUAAUUUCAAUGGCAAGAAUAAAACCGUUACAAAAUAAAGGUGGCCAUAGAUGCAUGGAUCAUACCAUAAUCGGUACGUGUGUGGUGGGAGACAAGGUGACCGAUAUUGGUAAAAAGCCUGGGAUAUCGGUUGUCCGCUGGGCCGCGGACAUACCUGAACCUCUGACGCGUAUGCACCAAAUUUUACGAGGAUGUCACAAAUUUGAUGCCGCACGCGCUCGAAUUUGUCUAGGUACGCGCAUUGAUGCCCCCACCCCACUGUCCUUGCAAAAAAUUCAGGUUUUACACCGGUCCCUGGAGCAAAAAAGGUUGGGGACCGCUGGUCUAGUUGAUGGGGCAGGACUUAAAAUUUUGAUCAUGCACCUUUGAAGGUGCCCAAACCAGGGCCGGAUUUCAAGAUUCCCACACCCCUAGGCCCUUCACCACUCACAUCUCACCUCCCCCUGCUCGCAUCCGCCGUCGCACCAACACUCCCGUUCUCACACUCUCACCAACAUCCCCCUGCCACUUGAACCUCUGCCUGCUGCUCCUCCUCUCAACCCAACCUGCUUCCCCCAACAGUACUUGCACUUUGAGCACUCUUCCCCCUUUCUUAUCCCACCAGACUACCCAGAGCUCGCAACCUUCCCACCUUUGCUGCUUAAACCUCCCCCCCCCCGUGCGUAUACGCACAUGUGCACACACUUUCCCUGUCGGCACUGAGGUCAUCGAGCACAGUCCUCGGUGCCUUAGCACAGUUAUGCUGCUUGGUUUCAGGACCGGCUGCAUCUUCCACGCUUGCCCCCUCCUCCCAAGGACGCAUGGUCCUAGCACCAGCUCCAUAGCGCAUGAACCCUCCCCAUGCACGUGCGCUCUGGAGCACUGGGGAACUCUUGAGUCCUCCGUGCUCCUUAGGGAUUCGGCUGGGCGGCAUGCCCUAGGCCCGGGCCUUUGUGGCCUCGACACAAAUCCGGGCCUGGCCCAAACAUUGUAACGUUAAUGCUGGAUCAUCUGAUAGAGCUAAAUAUUUCUUUUUGUUUUUAACUGCAUAUCUGACAAUUCAGCUCUUAACGUUGGUAGAGAGGAUGAAAGAUCCGUCAUUACAGCAUGUGUGGCCACCUUUACUGCUAAACUUAAAGCCCUAUGUCCCUGUGUGACAUGCCUCACAGCAAAUGAUCUGCUUUGUGUGCCCUUGACAGAAGAAAAGAAGAACUAAACCCUAAAAAAUUAAUAUGGUUAAAAAUGCCCUAUUUAACAUACUUACAUAUUUUACAACUUAUUGUACCAGCCUAAAGUUUCAGCUUCUCAAUAGCAGCAAUGAUCCAGAACUUCAAACUUGUCACAGGGGGUCACCAUCUUGGAAAGUGUCUGCGACACUCACAUGCUCAGUGGGCUCUGAGCAGCUGUUGAGAAGCUAAGCUUAGGGGUUGUCACUAAUUAUCCAGCAGAAAAUAAGGUUGUCCUGUAAUAUAAGCUGAUGCUAUAAGGCUAUGCUAUGAUGAUAAUUGUACUAGUUGCUGAGCUGACAUGUAGUAACUAACUGUAUUAUGUACUAAUCCGCCUUAUAUAGUAUAUUGUGAAUGGGUUCCUAAGCUCAGUAACUGACAGCAGCACAGAGCAUGUCCAGUGAAGAAGAUGGGGAGCUACUGGGACAUCUUCAGAGGCACAGAGCUUUACUGCUAAAGGGCUGUGGUUGCCUUGGGCUGGUACAAAAAACCCAAAACAUUCUAGCUACUUCUUUAAGUACAGGCUUUAGUUCUCCUUUAAGGCCUGUAAAGUUUUAAGUUGUAAGGCACAUCCUAAUGCCAUAGCUAUGACUCUUGUGAUACUAUAUAAAGACAGUUAAACUCUAAGCCAUAAAGCAUUGCAUCAUGGUGCCACUGUGACAGAAUACUCUGUUAUACAGAUAGCCAGAAUCUCAGCCAUAAAACAGGGCAGGACUGCUCUACUACUACCACUAUAAGGGACUAAACAAAGAGUAAACUGUAACAGCUAAGUAAUAAAUAGAAACAUUUUACUUGGAUCAUAAUACCCUUUUAAAUCAGCAGUGGUUGACAAGGGUGAUGGAAGUUAUAGUUUACUAGCACUCUGCUAUCUUUGAUUUUUAGCAGUGAAUAAAGUUGGCUGCAGUGUGCAUGAAAGCUGAUACUGGGGUGGGGUAUGUCAGAUAUUUUAUUAUAAAACAGCAUUCAGUGGCUGGGCUGUGGUGCUAGUAGGGUUAAUGCAGCCAUAUGAAAUGAAUAAGUGCUUGGGGUAGAUAAUAAAGUGCAGCUGGCAUGGAGCGCCAUACAAUUGUGUCAAACCUUGGAAAGGCUCCAGCUGAAGAAAAGCUCCUUUUUUCCUUGUGUAUUUUAUCAGGAACUUGUCAAACAGAGUUUUAAAGGAGAAAACGCCAGAGACUUUAAUAACAGAGUGGGGGUAGGGAGGGGGGUACAAGAGGACGGAGACGGGGAUUCUAGAAAUAUAAUUUCACUGAUUUUUUUUUUGUGAAUGUAUUAACUUAUUUCUAGGGGAUAAUAAACAAUAGAAUAUUUUGCUUGAAA